AUGGGGGUAGUCCGGUUACAAAGUCCACAGCUACAUGUGACCAGGGACGGGGAGGAAUGGGUAAGGGACGAAGGAAGCCAGCUGGAGCAUGGUUUGAAGUUGAACUGUCUCAACAUGUCAGACUCGACAAGAACUAUUCAACACGUGGGGGAGGUACUGAAGUCUCGCAGGGAUUGUGAUCCAGAGAAUGUGACCACGUUCUUUGAUGAAUGGGCAGCAGACUAUGAACAGGAUGUCAACAUCUUGGACUACCAAGGACCAGAUCUGGUUGCAGAAUUAAUUUCUUCCAACUUCAGUGGGAAUCGAGAAGCAGCCCUGGUUUUGGAUGUCGCCUGCGGGCCUGGACAGAUAGCUAAACUGAUGAGUGAACUCAGCUUCAAACGCUUUGUGGGGAUUGACUGCAGUAAAGGAAUGCUGGAGGAAGCGGCUAAAACUGGGCUCUAUGAGGAUCUCAAACUGGUCAAUCUGGGAACUGAACCGCUGCCUGCACAAGCUGAUACGGUUGAUGUGGUGGCCAUGGUCGGUGCUCUGCAACCCGAUCUUGUACCAUUCAGCGUUUUGAGGGAGUUGUGCCACGUCACUAAACCAGGUGGCUUGAUUUGUGUCACAAAGGCUCAACACAGAACUGAUCCUGAAGGCUUCACUGCUCUUGUGGAGAAAGAGUUCAAGCUCCUGGAGGACGAGGGACUGUGGUGUUGCGUAGAUGUCAAGAAGUCUGACCAAUACAUUAGGGAUGGGACUCUGAUUGGCCAGAAAGAUAAGCAGGAUGUGGGAUUUACCAGUGGAACUGCUUACCUGUUCAGGAAACCUCUCGUGUGA
Molecule: messenger RNA, 819 nt
Organism: Chelmon rostratus (copperband butterflyfish)
Lineage: Eukaryota; Metazoa; Chordata; Actinopteri; Chaetodontiformes; Chaetodontidae
Product: methyltransferase-like protein 27
Exons: 6
Coding region: 1-819 (272 amino acids)
Source: RefSeq, a predicted model, not a curated record